AUGUCUUUGAUGAAAGCCAUAAAGCGAGAUAUUGUGACCGAUGCAGAGAAAGAAGCAUUAGGAGUACAAGGAUUCCAUAUAGGAUCUGAACUUGGAUCCGGUUCAUACGCUAAAGUAAAAGCAUGUGACUACAUCAACGGUGCAAAACGAAUAAGGAUGGCUGCAAAAGUUAUCUGCCGCAGUAAAGCUCCGCCGGACUUCUUGGCAAAGUUUCUUCCGCGAGAACUGCAGAUUCUACAGCUUUUGGAGCAUGACAAUAUCGUGAAAGUUUAUAGUAUUAAAGAGGUUGGCGAUAAUACGUAUAUAUUCAUGGAGCGGGCAGAAAACGGUGACCUACUAGACUACAUCAAGAAUCGAGGAGCAGUAGAACAACCGACGGCAAAAAGGAUGUUUAGGGAGCUGGUCUCCGCUAUAAAGUACUGCCAUGACAAGAACAUCGUCCACAGAGACCUAAAAUGCGAGAACGUACUCUUGGACAAGCGAUGGAGGGUGAAGUUGACAGAUUUCGGCUUCGCGCGCUUCUGUGUGGAUGAAGAAACGAACAAGCGUGUGCUGAGUAAAACGUAUUGCGGUAGUGCAGCCUACGCCGCCCCAGAGAUACUACAGGGCAUUCCGUACAACCCAAAGAUGUACGAUGUGUGGAGUCUCGGCUGCGUGCUUUUCAUCAUGGUGUGUGGCUCGAUGCCGUACGACGACUCGAACAUUCGCAAGAUGCUUGAGACGCAGCUCAGCAACAAGCUGACGAUUCCCUCGAAGAUGAUGUCCAAACUGGACGCACAAUGCAUCGCCUCGCUACGGCGCAUGCUCGAGGUUGACGUCACCAAGCGUGCGCCCGUUAACCAGAUACUCGGGUUCGAGUGGCUCAAAGAGACUACCGCGAACCCGCCCGCGGCAGCAGCACCAUAA
Priapulus caudatus is the source of this 906-nucleotide messenger RNA. Its product is annotated as testis-specific serine/threonine-protein kinase 1-like. Gene Ontology annotation, biological process: microtubule cytoskeleton organization; intracellular signal transduction; protein phosphorylation. Gene Ontology annotation, molecular function: ATP binding; protein serine/threonine kinase activity; tau-protein kinase activity. The record is from RefSeq and is a predicted model, not a curated record. Lineage: Eukaryota; Metazoa; Priapulida; Priapulimorpha; Priapulimorphida; Priapulidae. The transcript has 6 exons. Gene Ontology annotation, cellular component: cytoplasm. The coding region runs from base 1 to 906 and encodes 301 amino acids.